Rhinichthys klamathensis goyatoka is the source of this 1569-nucleotide messenger RNA. RefSeq names its product somatostatin receptor 5 (gene sstr5). The record is from RefSeq and is a predicted model, not a curated record. Lineage: Eukaryota; Metazoa; Chordata; Actinopteri; Cypriniformes; Leuciscidae. The coding region runs from base 20 to 1192 and encodes 390 amino acids. The transcript is spliced from 2 exons. Gene Ontology annotation, biological process: regulation of insulin secretion; cellular response to glucocorticoid stimulus; neuropeptide signaling pathway. Gene Ontology annotation, molecular function: somatostatin receptor activity; neuropeptide binding. Gene Ontology annotation, cellular component: membrane; neuron projection.
UCCUUUGCCAGUUCUAAAUAUGGCAACACUGGGGCCCAUGUGCAACACGUCAAUCUUGAACUACGCAAACCUGUCCGAUGAAAUAACCAAUAUUUCCCAUCACCUGAAUGAAAGCUCGCAGGUCGACGAAAACAGCACGGAGAUCCUGGCCGUAAUAUACCUCGUUGUGUUCGUCGUGGGUUUGACAGGAAACUCUCUGGCCAUUUUCGUGGUCCUGCGCUACACCAAAAUGAAGACGGUCACUAACAUGUACAUCUUAAACCUGGCAGUGGCUGACGAGCUGUACAUUCUGGGACUGCCAUUUCUCACCACCCACAACGUGCUCAGCUACUGGCCGUUUGGAAACUUCCUCUGCCGUAUUCUGAUGUGGGCGGACUCCAUCAGUCAAUUCACUAGCACAUUCUGUCUGACAGUAAUGAGCAUUGAUCGCUAUAUGGCCGUGGUACAUCCUAUCCGCAGUGCAAGGUGGAGGCGACCCAGUGUUGCCAAGGUGAUAAAUAGCAUGGUAUGGGCACUGUCCUGUCUGCUGACACUGCCAGUCAUCAUUUACUGUGACGUUCAGCCGGAGCUCAACACCUGCAACCUGAGCUGGCCUGAACCACAUGAUGUGUGGUCGACUGCCUUCAUCCUCUACACCGCCAUACUAGGUUUCUUCUGUCCGCUGAUGGUCAUCUGCCUGUGUUACCUGCUCAUCGUGAUCAAGGUGAAGUCGGCCGGGGCGCGGGCCGGACUCUCCAAGCGCCGCAGGUCCGAGAAGAAAGUGACGAGGAUGGUGGUGAUCAUCGUGGUGGUGUUCGUACUCUGCUGGCUGCCGUUUUUCAUGCUCAACAUCAUCAACGUGAUCAGCACGCUCCCGGAGAACGGCGUCGUCACCGGCGUGUACUUUCUCACCGUCAUCCUGACCUACGUCAACAGCUGCGCCAAUCCGCUGCUCUACGGGUUUCUGUCGGACAACUUCAAGAGGAGCUUCCAGAAAGUGCUGUGCAUCCACAGAGUCAACGGGGUCAGCGACGGACUCCCUAGUCGCGCACGCCUGAGCAGGAACCAUCAUAAUGAGCCCUUCAUCCCUCCAAGGAGCUUCGACCUAAACGAACAUGUCCAGAGCUAUCAAUCCAUUGGUUUGGAGGCCGACCCCUGUGCCAAAACAGAAAUCCAGCGACCUGGACCACAUGUGAUCAGCCAGUCCAUUUAAAUGUUCUGUGGCAGGAAAGUUGGAUGGAUUUUACACACAUAAAUGCUUUCUGUUCUGUUCAAGUAUGUCGUCUAAGUGAAGUCAUUCCUGCAAACAAACACUCUCUGGUGCACAAAGACAAUGUGUUUCCAUAUGAAUAUAAUUCUUCUGUGAGAAGAAAUCAGUGAUGUUAUAUGUGACUGUAAAAAUCAGUGAUGUUAUAUGUGACUGUAAAUAUGUAUUAUAAUGGCAAAUGGCUCAUCAUUUUGUUCAGCAUGAAUGAAUGAAACUGGGAAUCUGUUCGUCCACGACCUUUGGACCAAUUUGGACGUUUAAGAGAGGAAGUGCCUUCUGCUGUUACAUUUUGAUGGAUCAUUGAUAAUUUGGUGGCGGUUCUG